This is a messenger RNA of Penaeus chinensis, 2989 nucleotides long. Its product is annotated as serine protease 44-like. Gene Ontology annotation, biological process: proteolysis. Gene Ontology annotation, molecular function: serine-type endopeptidase activity. Lineage: Eukaryota; Metazoa; Arthropoda; Malacostraca; Decapoda; Penaeidae. The record is from RefSeq and is a predicted model, not a curated record. Bases 230 to 2071 code for a protein of 613 amino acids. The transcript has 12 exons.
CGUCGAAACUCCUUCGAGGUCAGACGCUCUCCUUGGCCUUCGCAGGACACUUAAGCCACGAGCCAGACUUAGAAGGCAGCCAGUCCUUCUCCCUUUCGCACUCCGAGAGAAAGAAGGGAGGAGAGAAGGAGGCAGAGAGUCUUCCAAGCUGGAUUGAUUUUCUUUUAGCCUGAAGAAGGAGGCAUCGCGGAGGAGAUUGAAGACCUUUUCGUCAAGGAGCUGCGUCGCCAUGCGGAUCGGAUCUCCGCACGUGUACUUCCUCGUCGUGUGUCUGUGCCAGUGGGCGACCGCCGUCGACCCCGUGGACGCGGACUUGUCACUUCGAUAUCAUGAUGGAGAAAAGGCCGAAUCGAGGCUGCUGCUGAACCCCCUCAGCAUCUUCGGGAACCCCAAGUGUAGUUACGGAGGCAACGAAGGGGUCUGCUACGGGGAAGUUGAGUGCCUUGCUCUGGCAGGUCAAUAUGGCAACUUCUGUUCGGGUCUUCAUGGACUGUGCUGCCUGUUCCAUCGCACUUGCGGCCAGAAGACGUCCCAGGUCGUCUCCUACUUCAAGAACGUUCAGUACCCUCUGGAAGACAUAUCGCCCGAGGCUUGCACGUUCGAGGUCGUGACGCGCUCCGAAGAAUACUGUGGACUGCAGGUGGACAUGGAAGACGCCGAUUUCCCGCAGAACCACGCCGGGGAAUGCGACGGCACCUUCUUCCACCUGACGGGGAUCCGAGGCAACAGACUGUCUCCCAAGUGCGGACGACUCACCGGCAACUCGUACUCCUACAGGAUCGAGAACCUGGAGAACGUCUUCAUCCACGUCAACUCUUCGCGUAACCGCAACACGCACUGGAAGAUGAAAGUGACUCAGGUGCUGUGCAAGGACUUCGUGGGGGAGGAUUUCGGAGGCAGCGGAGGAGGAGGAGGAGGAUCUCUCGUGGUCACGCCCCCUGUCUUUCCCCCGCCCCUGCCGACGCACUCAACCGCCCGUCCGCCCAUCACCACCCGCCCGCCCAUCACCACCCGCCCGCCCAUCGUGAUGCCCCCCGCCCCUCCCCCCACUGCAGGAGGCUUUUCGGCUUGUGGCAUCAGAGGGCCUCCCUAUAACCAAGGAUCAAGAGUGCCCGCGGCCAGGCGCCUGCCAGACCCCGAAGUGAAGGGGCCCCGACGUCGCAAGAACCCGGACCGACGCCGCCCUUCGCGACGCCCCGGCAGCACAGACGUCAAGACCGACCGGCGGGGGCAGGUGGCGGGGACGAGGCCCUCGAACAUCAUCGACAACAACAAGUGGGGCGUCCCGAGCCUGAACGACACGCUCUUUGCCCACUACGCGGGAGACCCGAGCCCCUUCUCGCACCGCAUCACCUACGGCCAGGUGUCCGGCCUGAGGGAAUUCCCGUGGCAGGUCGCCAUGCAGGUCAACGGCAAGUUCCACUGCGGCGGCAGCGUCAUCGGAGACUACUGGGUCCUGACGGCGGCGCACUGCGUCAAGAGCUACGAGAACACGCCCCAAGCCAUCAAGCUGUUCAUCGGGGACUGGGACCUCGGAACCACAAACGACGGCCCCAGCGUCACCGCCUCCGUCGCCAGGGUCAACGUCCACCCUCUGUACUCGAAGCCCGCCCUCCAGAACGACAUCGCCGUCCUCAGACUCAGCUCGAGACUCCAGUUCAAUGAGAGGAUUCGACCCAUCUGUCUGCCGACGUCAGACAUUAGCGUCGAGGACCAGAUAGCUACGGUGAGCGGCUGGGGGCGUGACGAGGGCUUCCAGCUGCAGAAGCAACUGCACCACCUCUCGGCCCGCGUCGUCGCCAACUCGCUCUGCGACGACAAGUGGAAUCGCAACGGCGCCGCCAGAGGGCUCAUCGUCGAGUCGAUGAUGUGCAUGGACGCCACCAACGGCGACUCGUGCAACGGCGACAGCGGCGGCCCCAGCAUAGUGGAGUCCCCCCAAGGCUCCGGCAAGUGGCUGCAGGUGGGCGUCGUGUCCUUCGGCUCCGGCACCUGCACCGAGGCCUCCCUGCCCGGCGUCUACACCCGCGUGUCCUCCUUCAAGGACUGGAUCCGUCAGCAGAUGGUCUAAGGGCCUCCCGACCGGACCCUCCGCCGCCCCGUCCUCCUGCCGAGGCGCGGACGGCGGCGCCCGGCCCUCGCCCGGCGCGACCCUCGGCGGAACUCUCCUAUUUAUUGCUCCUCAGUCACCUGUGUUGGUGGGUAUGUAUAUGUAUUUAUAUGCACAGUCAGAAAAAUAAGCGUUGCUACCCUUUGCACAAAUUAAUAGGAAAAGCUAGCCCGUAAUCACGUGGUAACAGACUGGCCACGAGUAGAGGUAACGAUAGUUUUUUUUCUGACUGUACUUGUGUAUAUAUGUAUGUGCAUAUGUAUCUAAGUAUCUAUCUGUUUAUAUAUAUACAUAUACAUAUAUACAUAUAUGCAAAUAUAUAUAUAGAUAUAUAUAUAUAUAAAUAUAUAUAUAUUUAUAUUUAUAUGAACAUUUAUAUAUAUACAUAUAUACCUUCAAGCCAGUGGUAACUUGUAUCCUUACAGAACAAGACUCAAAAUCUAAAAUAUUUUUGUGAUGAUGUUCACUGCUAAGCUGGGAAGUUAACAGCGUUAGAUGCUCGCUCUCAGGGCAAUAGAUGGCGCUGCAUCUAAACGCGUAACAACAGCAUCACAUAUAUUACAAAGUAAUGUUGGUCACUUGGGAGUGUAUUCCUUUCCAAUAAGUGAUGAUCGAUCGCUUAUAAAAGUAGUCUUUUAAAAAGCUGUAAUAAGACGUGUGAUGUUAUGCAACCCGGUGACAAGCUUGUUCUCUCGCCUCUAUGUAACCCGUACCUAUUAUAAGAGCAGGCAUUUUGUGGAUGUGUUUAGUUGUUUUGCCUAGAACAUCCGUGUUAUGUAUUUGUUAAUUUAUUAUUGAUAGUUGACUUUUGACAUAUUUAUGGCUUGUUAUACUGUUAUUAUGGUUCCUGUUAAAUCAGAAAUAAAAAGUUUCAAAAUA